Molecule: messenger RNA, 2064 nt
Organism: Rotaria sp. Silwood1
Lineage: Eukaryota; Metazoa; Rotifera; Eurotatoria; Philodinida; Philodinidae
Source: the annotation of a GenBank genome assembly
AUGAAAUAUAAAGAUGAAGUAAUUAUAUUUUUCAGAAAACAAAUACAAGUAAAAAAUCAAGAACGAAUCAAUAUCGAUCGUAAUCGACAAAAUGUUUCUCAACGACUUCAACUGACAAAUAAUGAAUUAAUAAUGACUGAAGAAUCAUUAGUAAAACUUAAUGAAUCUUUAAAAAAUCUUCAAGAAGAAAAGCAAAAACUUGAAACUAAUUUUGAACGUUUGACUACUGAACGAGAUCAAUAUGAAUCUCAAAUGAACCAAGAAAAACAAAUAAUACAACGACUAACACAAGAACUACGAAUCGAAACUAUAAAACAACGUAAAAAUGAACAAAUCGUAACAGAACAAAAAAAGAAAGUGCGUUUAUAUGAAGAGAAUCUUAAAAAGAGUGAAAUUAAAGAAGCAACAGCUCGAAAUGAUCAAAUAAAAGCUAUAAAAGAUCAAAUUCAAGCAGAAACUCAGCUAAAUAAUGCACAAUUAGCACUAGAUGAAGCUGAAAGAGAAUUACAACGCGCAGAAAAUGCCGAAGUAAAAGAUCAGGAUGCAAUCAAUAAAGCUCAUAACAAUUAUCAACGAUGUCAAAAAAACGUCAAUCAAAUGAAAAAUACUUUUGACAACAGUAUACGAGUUCUAGCCAUUCGGGAAAAAAAUUAUGCUGAUGUUCAGGCUUUAGUAAAUUCAAUUCGACAACAAUAUCAAGAAGCCACAGAUAGUUUGACACAAAAAGAAGAACAACUUGCAAAUCAAAAUGAAAAAACUAUUUCAAUAAGAACCAAACUUGAAAAUCAGAAAAUUACUUAUAAUGAAGUUAAAAAUCAUUGGAAUCGAUUAUCAAAAGAAUGUAAACAAGUGAAAAGUCAAAUCAAUGACAAACAUUCAAAAGAAUCUAAAUUGAAAACUGAUAUUGAUAAAAAAACGAAAGAAAUAGAAACAUUAAAAAAAGAUAUUCAAUCAAUGAACGAAUCCAUUGAAAACUUCGGACAAAAAAUUCAAAAAUCUGAUUAUGAUAUUAUUCAAUUAAACGAACAAAUACAUAGUAUAGAAAAACAAUAUCAAACAAAACAAGAUGAAAAUCGACAAAUAGAGAUACAACUAAAUAGCAAAUUUAUUGAACUUCAAAAGAAUGAACAACAAAUUCAACAACAACAAAAUAUGAUUAAUGAACGGAAUAUUAUACUUCAAAGAGCCAAUAAUAACAUAGAAAAUAUUAGAACUAAUAUAGCUAAAAUUACUAGAUCUGUUUUUGAUUUAGAAGAUGAUUUAGCUGAACAACAACAAUUAUUACGUAAUUCACAAAGACAACAAGAAAUAUUGAAUAAAGAACAUAAUAAAAUUCAAGAUGAUUUACUAAUACAACAACGAGAAAAACAACAACAUGAAAAUGAUAUACGUCACUUAUCUCGUCAAAUCAAUCAACAACAAAAUCUUCUAAAUCAAAAACAAGAAAUUCUAACUGAUUUACAAGUACAAGUCAAUCAAAAAAGAUUAGAAUUGAAUACGACUCACGAGAAAUAUAAUUCUCAUAAAGAACAGUUGGAUAAUACUCAAUUAACAUUAAAAAAUAUUGAUCAACAGAUAAAUGGUAUUGAUGCUCGUAAGCGUCAGCUCGAUCAUAAUAUUGAACGAAAGGUUCAUGAAACAAAAACUAUCAAAGAACUUUUUGAUAAAAAGAAAAUCGAAAUAGAUAAUAGGAAAGAAAAUUUAAAGCGAGUAACAAAUAAUUAUGAUGAGAAAAAUAAAGUAUACAAUGCAUUGAACAGAAACAAGAACAAUGUUAUCAUUAAAAUUGAUCAACGUCGAAUAGCUCAAGCCGAUGUAGAUAGAAAACUAGAAGAAAUACAUAAUCAAUUGACAGCAAAACGUAGAAACAUUCGAAGCUUGGCAACUGGUCUUCGUCAAGUGAAUAUGACGAUAAGACAAAAUUUAUCUUAUGAACAGAUAAAUCACGAUGUGGCACAAGAAGUGGUAGAACACAAUAAUUUGAAAAUUCAUAAACUUAAUCAAGAUGAGUGCUCGAUAGAUGAUAAUUUGACUCAAAGGCAAUUCUUACAUAAUAAAUAUUAG